AUGUCCGACUCUGAGGAAAUUGUAGAGGAGUACGAAGAGGAGCAGGAGGAGGUGAGCGAGGACGAGCAAGCUGAUGAGGAAGAGGAGCAAGGCGAUGUAGUGGAGGGUAAAGAGGAGCCUGUGGAGGAGGGUGAGACGGAGAGGGAGCACGGCGAGGAAGAGUCCAAGCCAAGGCAUAAGACCACCUACGUGCCAAACAUCGCUCCUCCCAAGCUGCCCGAUGGUGAGAAGGUGGACUUCGAUGACCUCCACCGCAAGCGGGUGGAGAAGGACUUCAACGACCUUCAGACCUUGAUCGAGCUGCAUUUCACCAACCGGCAGAAGGAGGAAGAGGAGCUGGUGGCGCUCCGCAGCCGCAUCGAGCACCGGCGCGCCGACCGGGCCGAACAGCAACGCGUCCGUGCUGAGGAGGAGCGCGAGAGGCAGGCGCGGCUGGCCGAGGAGAGGGCCAGGCGGGAGGAGGAAGCGGCCAAGCUCCGAGCAGGGGAGGAGGCCAAGAAAAAGAAGAUAUUCACCAACAAGUCCUUUGGCGGCUACAUGCAGAAGAUGGACCAGAAGAAGGGCAAGAAGUUGACGGCACGUGAAGAGAAGAAGAAGGCGCUGAUGGAGCGCCGCAAGCCCCUCAACAUCGACCAUCUCAACCAGGACAAGCUGGCGGAGAAGGCGCGCGACCUCUGGCAAUGGCUCCACCAGCUUCACGCCGAGAAGUUUGAGCUGGCCGAGAAGCUCAAGAGGCAGAAGUACGACAUCUACGUGCUCCGCAACAGGGUCAGCGACCACCAGAGAGGCUCGAAAGCAUCCAAGACCUCCCGCGGGGCUAAAGGGAAGUCGGGCUCCUGGAAAUGA
This is a messenger RNA of Lampris incognitus (smalleye Pacific opah), 846 nucleotides long. RefSeq names its product troponin T2c, cardiac (gene tnnt2c). The transcript has a single exon. The record is from RefSeq and is a predicted model, not a curated record. NCBI's taxonomy places the organism in Eukaryota, Metazoa, Chordata, Actinopteri, Lampriformes, Lampridae. Gene Ontology annotation, biological process: cardiac muscle contraction; sarcomere organization; regulation of muscle contraction. Gene Ontology annotation, cellular component: troponin complex. Bases 1 to 846 code for a protein of 281 amino acids. Gene Ontology annotation, molecular function: troponin C binding; tropomyosin binding; troponin I binding.